Microstroma glucosiphilum is the source of this 1064-nucleotide messenger RNA. RefSeq lists its product as hypothetical. The record is from RefSeq and is a predicted model, not a curated record. Gene Ontology annotation, molecular function: structural constituent of ribosome; rRNA binding. The transcript has 2 exons. Lineage: Eukaryota; Fungi; Basidiomycota; Exobasidiomycetes; Microstromatales; Microstromataceae. Gene Ontology annotation, biological process: translation. Bases 54 to 986 code for a protein of 310 amino acids. Gene Ontology annotation, cellular component: ribosome; mitochondrial large ribosomal subunit.
UAUCAAAGGUACCAUCACCCACUCACUCCCUCGACCAGAGCAUCACACCAGCCAUGUCGCUGCCUCUGCUCAACAGGGGAGCCUCCCACCUCAGCCGCAGCAGCCCGAUCGCAUCGACUUCCCGCCUCACCCUCACCUCUCCUUGCUCUUCGCCGAAUCAGCAACAAUGUCGCAACUCCCACAUCGGAUCCGCACCCAUCUACCUCUCCCCCAACACCACUCUCACCGUACAACCCUAUCCUCCUCACCCAAAUCCAGCUAGGCCACUUAGCCCAGCACUACAGACGGCUCGAUCUGUGCUAGUCAAGGGACCCUUGGGAGAGUGUCUCGUGCCGCUGCACAAGGGCGUAGACGUCUCCCGCGUCGCUCCCGUAGCGCAAGGCAGCACACCAUCAUCAUCAGCAGCUACCCCUUCCGAGUCUGAGCCCGCACGGUACGAUGUGGUGAUCCAGUCCAGUUCCUCUGUGCGUGCCAAGAAGCUCGUCUCCUUUUGGGGUAUGACCCGCGCCCUAUUGCAAAACGCCGUAGAGGGCGUCUCUGAGGGUCACUCCCUCGCUCUACGCCUCGUCGGUGUCGGUUACCGAGCCGCGGUAGAGGCCGAUCCUACACCACGGUUGAGCAAAUUGCAAGCUGCGCUCCAGGUCCCCGGAGCAAGGACUUUCUUCACAUCAAAGGAGCAGGAGACAGCUUAUAGGCUCUUGGCACAGAGGGAAGAUGCGAUGCAGGGAGGGGCAGGAGGGACGGACAAGCAGCAGAGAUUGGUCUUGAGGUUGGGCUACUCGCACCCUAUUAGCAUGCCAGUGCCAAAGGGACUUACCGUGGCCACGCCUCAGCCGACGAGAAUCGUGGUAAAGGGAGUGGACAAGGAGGCUGUAGGACUGUUUGCUAGUCAGAUUAGGGCUUGGAGACCACCUGAGCCUUACAAGGGUAAGGGUGUCUUCGUCGGAGGAGAGACGAUCAAGCUCAAGAGCCCAAGGAAGAAGUAAGGGGCAAUGCGCACAAAAUUAUGGAGCCAAUCAGCAUCAUCAGAAGACGCACUUGUCGUAGGAAAGCACACAAGAGGC